AAGGCAGCGCAUGCAGAUUGGAAUGCGAUGGCAUGCAGUGGCAUUGAGUGCGUUGGUAGCUUGCAUCAGCAUGUUGUUUACCUCUAAAGGCCAAGGAGUCCUUGUGUACCUCAACUUCCCAGCCUUCCUCUGGUUUGGAUUUGACACUCCAACGCAACCCCAUCUUGGCUGCUUUCCAGGCUUGCCUCACACGUCGAACCACUACAUAUCCAGCACCAACGACGUCACCCUUGGCUUGUGGUACACACAAGCAUCCCACGUGUCAUCGAACAAACUUGUUUUGUAUCUGCAUGGCAAUGGCGAACACCGCGGGAUGUCUGUCAGUGUGCUCAAGCACGGGAUAUACGCCAAUCCUCCAUUUCACGCAGACAUCCUCUCCGUGGACUACCGAGGCUUUGGUGAUUCGACGUUUACUUGGCCGACAGAACAAGGAUUGUACGAUGAUGCACACGCUGCCUUCAACUAUGCCAUUUCAACACUGGGAUUUGCACCCCACCAAGUUGUCGUCCAUGGAUAUUCCCUUGGGAGCGCCGUAGCCAGUCGUUUGGUGUACGACCUUUGUCAGAACUCGACGUGUCCAGCUGGGUUGUUGUUGGAGGCUCCAUUUUUGUCAAUACCAGACAUCGUGUCCGACUAUAUUCUGGGCGUGAACGUCCCUUCGUGGCUGCUGAACCUGUAUCACCGGUUCCCCACAAAGACAAUUUUGGGAAAUAUCCCCAUUCCCACUUGGAUAGUCCACGGCUCCCUUGACAGCGUUGUACCGUUUCGACACGGCCACACGUUGGCCACCAUGUUCCCUCAUAGCACGAUGGGAUUUUGCCCUGUUCCUGGCGCCCGACAUAUGACAUCGUUUGACUUUGACGAAGCCCGAACAUGUGUGAUGCGCACGUUCUGGUCGAAUAUUUGGACACAAUGCUACCGCCAGACUGCCAUGGCCCGCUUCCGCAGAGCUUUGCUGCAAGAAACACUGUACCACUGUCCACGACUUGCUAUUUAAUACUAACGUUAAGCUUAGUUACUGCGCUGAAGCAACAACUAAUGUUUAUGUGUUGAGGCACAACCAGAUCGCACUAGGGAUUGAAUACUAC
Molecule: messenger RNA, 1088 nt
Organism: Aphanomyces astaci
Lineage: Eukaryota; Oomycota; Saprolegniomycetes; Saprolegniales; Verrucalvaceae
Exons: 3
Coding region: 11-997 (328 amino acids)
Source: RefSeq, a predicted model, not a curated record